Messenger RNA from Cucumis melo (muskmelon), 1143 nucleotides. Its product is annotated as glucuronoxylan 4-O-methyltransferase 3-like. The transcript has a single exon. The coding region runs from base 116 to 979 and encodes 287 amino acids. NCBI's taxonomy places the organism in Eukaryota, Viridiplantae, Streptophyta, Magnoliopsida, Cucurbitales, Cucurbitaceae. The record is from RefSeq and is a predicted model, not a curated record. Gene Ontology annotation, biological process: xylan biosynthetic process. Gene Ontology annotation, molecular function: glucuronoxylan 4-O-methyltransferase activity.
CCACUCUUCUUUGCUUCAACUCUACUUUUGUGACCUUCCACUAUUUUAUGUUCUCACGCUCAUAAAUGUCUCCGAUCUCUGCUACCCUUCGAUCAUUAUUUGAAACUUGGAAACAAUGAGCAUGAGGGCCACCAGACCCCCACUCUCCAUUAACCUUAAGCUCAUUCUCCUUCUCUUCCUCUUUCUUUCUUUCCUUCUCUUAGUAAUCAGGUCAGGUUUUCAAUCUUCCCAGAACAAUCCACCCCCUGUUACCCAAACCCAUAUUUUGACCGACGAACCAGAAUGCCCAUCUCUUCCAAUUUGCACAAAAACCCCUCCUUCUGUGGCCAAUGCUCUCAUUCAUUACGCAACCAGCAACAUAACCCCUCAACAAACCCUCAAGGAGAUCUCUGUGUCCGCCAGAAUCCUGGAAACUAAGUCGCCCUGCAACUUCUUGGUGUUCGGAUUGGGCCAUGACAGCCUCAUGUGGACGGCUCUCAACCACGGCGGCCGCACGGUUUUCCUUGAAGAAGACAAAGCAUGGAUCGACCAAAUUCAGGAGCGGCUGCCCAACUUGGAGGCGUAUCACGUGCAGUACGACACCAAGGUCCAUCAGGCGGAUGAGCUGAUGAAGAUAGGAAUGGGAGAAGAGUGCAAGAGUGUGGGUGACCCCAGAUUUUGCAAGUGUGAGCUUGCACUUAAAGGGUUACCAAGCGAGAUUUAUGAGAUGGAAUGGGACUUGAUAAUGGUGGAUGCUCCAACAGGUUACUUCAAUGAGGCACCUGGAAGAAUGAGCGCCAUUUACACGGCUGGCCUUAUGGCUAGGAAUAGACAGGAGGGUGAGACUGAUGUGUUCGUUCAUGAUGUGGACAGAGUGGUUGAGGACAAUUUCUCCAUGGCUUUUCUGUGUAAGGGAUAUCUCAGGAAACAAGAGGGCAGGAUAAGGCACUUCAGCAUUCCAAGCCAUAGGACUCGCCCGGACACACCUUUUUGCCCCUAGUUUUCCAUCUUACACAUCACCGUCGUCUUCUUCUUAUACAAAACCAUUUUCAUUAUAUUUACAUGCAAAACCAACCCCAAGUUUUUUGUAUUAGAACAUGCGGCAUUCCAAUUAAUAUUGAUUUGAUUUUCACUUAUGUGAGGACGGUUAAACUAUUGAUAUUA